Notodromas monacha is the source of this 846-nucleotide messenger RNA. NCBI's taxonomy places the organism in Eukaryota, Metazoa, Arthropoda, Ostracoda, Podocopida, Cyprididae. The record is from the annotation of a GenBank genome assembly.
AUGGACCCACUCAGAUAUGUACUUCUUUUGGGAGCAGCCUUGUUUGCAUUGGCAGCUUGGAUCAGGUACCAAGAUGAUUUCAAGGAAUGGAUUAUUGAACUAGGCCUUCAACACUUCUGGAACGGGAUUUACGUAUUGUUCACGGUCGGAGUUCUAUCAAUGAUAUUAUCAUUCGUUGGCUGCAUCGGCGCUAUCAAUGAAAGUCCCGGACUUCUGAGGACAUUCAUGGUGUUAAACGGCGUCAUGUUCAUUUUGACAUUGGCUGGAGCGGCUUACACUUUGGACCAUGGAAUUGAAUAUUCCAAGUUGAGUCCAUGGCUGAAAAACAGGCUUUUGCAGCUAGUUGACGGAUAUGAACACAAUACAAGGGACAGAAGAAUCAUGGAUAUGAUACAAGAAUUUGUAAGCUUCAUAAUCCCUUACUCAAUCGAGUAUCAUAUUGAAGCCAAUUUGCUCAAUAUUUUCCAGCUUUUGGGAGCAGCCUUGUUUGCAUUGGCAGCUUGGAUCAGGUACCAAGAUGAUUUCAAGGAAUGGAUUAUUGAACUAGGCCUUCAACACUUCUGGAACGGGAUUUACAUUUUGUUCACGGUCGGAGUUCUAUCAAUGAUAUUAUCAUUCGUUGGCUGCAUCGGCGCUAUCAAUGAAAGUCCCGGACUUCUGAGGACAUUCAUGGUGUUAAACGGCGUCAUGUUCAUUUUGACAUUGGCUGGAGCGGCUUACACUUUGGACCAUGGAAUUGAAUAUUCCAAGUUGAGUCCAUGGCUGAAAAACAGGCUUUUGCAGCUAGUUGACGGAUAUGAACACAAUACAAGGGACAGAAGAAUCAUGGAUAUGAUACAAGAAUUU